AUGGACUACAGCCUGCUGGUGGGGGUGGACAAGGAGCGCAACGCCCUUGUCGUGGCCAUCAUAGACUUUAUCAGGCAGUACACGUGGGACAAGCAGCUUGAGACGUGGGUGAAGAGCAGUGGCAUCCUGGGGGGCAACGGCAAGGAGCCGACCAUCAUAUCGCCAAAGCAGUACUGCAGGCGCUUCAGGGCCGCCAUCAGCAGCUACUUCACAUUGGUGCCAGGGGACGCUGACGUGGACCCACCGCUCGACCCAGAGGCCAGCGUGUAA
Molecule: messenger RNA, 270 nt
Organism: Monoraphidium neglectum
Lineage: Eukaryota; Viridiplantae; Chlorophyta; Chlorophyceae; Sphaeropleales; Selenastraceae
Exons: 3
Coding region: 1-270 (89 amino acids)
Biological process (GO): phosphatidylinositol phosphate biosynthetic process
Cellular component (GO): endosome membrane
Molecular function (GO): 1-phosphatidylinositol-3-phosphate 5-kinase activity
Source: RefSeq, a predicted model, not a curated record